Messenger RNA from Anthostomella pinea, 1212 nucleotides. The record is from the annotation of a GenBank genome assembly. Lineage: Eukaryota; Fungi; Ascomycota; Sordariomycetes; Xylariales; Xylariaceae.
AUGACCAUCGCCGCCUCGCACCCCGAGCCCUCUCCGACAGGUUCGCCUGAGUGGAAGGCAUGGGCUAGGGAAGACAAGGGAACCGUGAUUGUGGUCUCCUGCUGGACCGUCAUCGCCUUCGCGACGCUGUUCGUCAUCGCGCGGCUGUACGUUCGAGGUAUCAUACAGAAGAGACUCCGUCUCGACGACUAUAUCAUCGUGGCGGCUAUCAUAUGCAGUUACCUCUCGACCGCCCUCUCCACCCUCUCCGUCUACCACGGCGAUGGAAAACACAUGAGCCUCCUCUCGGUCAAGCAGCAAGAGGGCAGCAUUCUCUGGACGACAGCCGGCUUCUGUCCCGGCGUCAUGUCCUUCGGCCUUCCCAAGCUGGCUGUCGUGGUGCUGUUGACGCGCCUGCUUAACCCCGACAGAUUACACCGAUACUUUCUAUGGUUCCUGGGCAUGUUCACCCAGCUGGUCCUCCUCGCCACCGUCGGCGUCCUGAUCGGGCGCUGCUACCCAGCCAAUGCGCAGUGGGACUUUUCCAUCACGGACAAGACUUGCUUCAGCACGCACAUUCUGGCCGCUUACUGCAUCUUCGCUGGCUCAUGGUCCGCCUUUGUCGAUUUCUACCUUGCUAUUUACCCCACCUUGGUGUUGUUCAAGUUGAGCCUGCCGCUGAAAAAGAAGAUUGCCCUGAGCUUUGCCCUGGGGAUCGGGUCUAUCUCGGGCAUCGUUGCUAUAUACAAGACUUCGCGGCUGUAUCUACUCGAAAGUCCCGAUUUCGCAUACGAUACCUCUGAUCUCGUUAUCUGGACAGUUAUCGAAGGCAGCACGAUAAUAAUCGGCUCUUCAAUCCCGCUCCUCCAACCCCUCUUCGAGCAAGUAGUAGGAACCCGCUUCUUCAGCAGCAAGGACACCAAGAACCGGCGGUACUACGAAGACUACAGCGAGUCCAAGUUCAAGAUCAUCGGGAAUGGGACAUCCAGUUUCAACCCGCAGAAGAGCGCCAAACGCAAUGGGAAGCCGAGAGACCCGUACGCCGAGGACGUCGAACUGCAGACUCGGAUGGGAGGCCCUGCAGAAUUUAGCCCGGAUGAGUUUACCGUCGGUUCGUCGCGGGAAGAGCCCGUUGUCACGACGGGCAGCGGGAGGUCGUCGUGGAAGGGACAGCAGCCGGAUUCGAGGGGUGGGAUUGUGAGGACGAAUGAGGUCACUGUCACGUACAACUAA